AUGGUUGACGACGGGGUUUCGCCUAUCAAGUGGCGUGUUGGUGUAACUCAUACCUCCACUUUGGUGCCCCGAAUCAUUGACUCCGACGAUGUUUCCAAGAAGAUGAAGUAUAUACGCAGGGCUGAGGUAGUUCAGUAUCUUCAACUUGUGGAUGAUGUCAGAGAGCACUGCCAAAAGUACGUCGCAAAGUUGGCUAGCUUGACGCUCUUAUUUGUUUGCACGCCUGCCGAGGCAUACAAGCGUGACGUCGAAAGUAGACCUGCAGCAGAGUUUCACUAUUGGUUCAAGGAGCAUGGGAAGUCCUCUGGCCUUCACAAGUUUAAUCCAGACGAUGGCAGUGUUGUUACUUGGAUCCAGUUGGUGGAGAUCAUCGUACCACACAAGUCCCUUCUCCAAUUCGCCGCAGCUGUCAUUAACUACAAGUACCUGUGCCAGAUGCGUAUUGGUGGUACGGUCGAUUCUUGGAAUGAGCUUAAGAUGCUUAUCAUCAAUAGGUUUGCCAACACCCAUUAG
Messenger RNA from Acytostelium subglobosum LB1, 513 nucleotides. RefSeq lists its product as hypothetical. Lineage: Eukaryota; Evosea; Eumycetozoa; Acytosteliales; Acytosteliaceae. The transcript has a single exon. The coding region runs from base 1 to 513 and encodes 170 amino acids. The record is from RefSeq and is a predicted model, not a curated record.